AUGUUCAACAGCAACCAGCCUCCGGCGCCAUACUACCAUCAGACUCAAUACCCAGCUUACUACCCUCCACCACAUCAACCUCACACACCAGUUCCCUUCGGCAAUAUGGACACUCGAGCACCACCGCCUUACCAAUUCCCUCGACAACCCAACAUGCCGCCGCAACAGCAAUCCGCCCCACGUCCCUGGUUUCGAAUAACCAAGGAAGAAGUCCGUAACCUCGCCAACGACCAGACCAUCGUAAACAUCACCCGACAAUCCGCCUUCAACAUUCCCAAAGAACUCUCUUCAAAAUCCUCGGUCGCACUCACAAGGCCGGAUGGAUCGUUGAUGGGGACGAUACGUUUUCAUUCCAUGACUUCCACGAGUAUCGAUGUCACUAUCAAUGGGCAUUCAUCGAAGUUGUCUGAUUCAGCUAUGAUGGGCACGAAAUUCACUUUCAACCCAAUAAGUCGAGGGGCGGUGACGACAUUUGGCGGCGAGAAGUGGUGCUGGAAGUUAAAGGGGCAUGCGAAUGCGACGUUGCACAGUGCGAAGAGCGGAGGCGAGUUGCUGGCGAAGGUCGAGGAGGGGAUGUUGGUGUUUGAGAAGCCAGGAAUGAGCCAUGCGGAGAUGGAUGAGAUCUUGGUGACGGGUGUUGCAUUACACUUUAAGGGGUCAAGAAACAAAAAGGAUGAGAAGACUGCUGAGGCAGUUUUCGAGGCGGUGGGAGGGAUCGCAGGUUGA
Molecule: messenger RNA, 726 nt
Organism: Zasmidium cellare ATCC 36951
Lineage: Eukaryota; Fungi; Ascomycota; Dothideomycetes; Mycosphaerellales; Mycosphaerellaceae
Exons: 1
Coding region: 1-726 (241 amino acids)
Source: RefSeq, a predicted model, not a curated record